Messenger RNA from Didymosphaeria variabile, 1263 nucleotides. RefSeq lists its product as uncharacterized. The coding region runs from base 1 to 1263 and encodes 420 amino acids. The record is from RefSeq and is a predicted model, not a curated record. The transcript has 2 exons. Lineage: Eukaryota; Fungi; Ascomycota; Dothideomycetes; Pleosporales; Didymosphaeriaceae.
AUGAAGAUCGCCACCGGUGCCACGGCACUGUUGACAGCCGCGUCUUGGAAUGUAGCCGGCCUUUUGGUACAUACCGCCCCUACGGCAACUAUAGAUGGCGGCAUUGUUGUCGGGACCACGACACGGGUUCCAGGGGCGACGGCCGUGGUUAACAAGUUUCUUGGAAUUCCAUUCGCAGAGGCGCCGCUUGGGACUGGGAGAUUCUCGGUGCCGCGACCGACGAGCUGGACGGGGUCCAUAGAUACGAAGGCUUUCAAGCCGGCUUGCAUGCAGGCUUUUAGACCGAUCGACGAUCGCGACUUCAUCCAAGAUGUGUUCAGCAUUCCGCGGCCUGAAGAAAGUGAGGACUGUCUCUAUCUCAACGUCUUCGCUCCCAAAAAGACUUGGAAGAAGUCUUUGAGGAAGUCGCGGUACCCGGUACUCUACUGGAUCUACGGUGGCGGAUUCAGCUUCGGUAACGCCGGGCAGCCCAUAUACGAUGGCUCGCAUUUGGCUGCACUCGAAGAUGUGAUCGUUGUCUCUGUCAACUACCGCACGAAUGUCUUCGGCUUUCCCAUCGCACCCGACAUCACUAAUCUCACAGAGCGGAACCUAGGUUUGCUGGAUCAGCGCGCAGGGCUGACUUGGGUGCAACGAAACAUCAAGGUCUUUGGUGGAGACUCCAAACGCGUAACCAUCUUUGGUCAAUCUGCCGGUGCAUAUUCAGUCGACGUGCUCCUUACUGCACCUUGGCCAAAUGGUCCGCCUUUCCACGCCGGCAUCAUGGAGAGCGGCACCUAUUCCUACAAUCCACUUCCAAACUGCAACGACACCGAUUUUUCGUCCUGGACGGUUCUCCUCAAUCGCCUCGGAUGCGAUAAUGCAACCUCGACAUUCGACUGCAUGAAAAAGACCCCAGCCUCAGACAUACGCUACGCUCAGGAAAAAUACAACAUCGGGUUCGGCAUGGCUGGUGAUAACGUAACUAUAGUUUGCGAUCCGCGUCUCCGCCGCGAAGCCGGCAUGUUCGCCCACGUCCCUGUGAUCGGCGGGUCGGCCGUCCAAGACGGAAGCUACUACGCGGCGAAGAACGGUACGGAUAUCGAUCGAUAUUUCAACACGAUUUUCCCCGGUGAGGCUGCCCUCAAAGAGAAGAUUCUCGACGCGUAUAAGCUGGAUCCUUCAGAGGGGCGAUUUGACAACAUGAGUAUUUUGACGCAAAUCCAUACGGAUUGGAAUUUCCACUGCGUAGGUGCCCUGUCGAAAGUCGGUGAUAAUGAAUAG